Molecule: messenger RNA, 1754 nt
Organism: Carica papaya (papaya)
Lineage: Eukaryota; Viridiplantae; Streptophyta; Magnoliopsida; Brassicales; Caricaceae
Gene: RWP1
Product: HXXXD-type acyl-transferase family protein
Molecular function (GO): acyltransferase activity, transferring groups other than amino-acyl groups
Source: RefSeq, a predicted model, not a curated record
AAAUCCCUGACACUCAACACCACUAAUUCUUCUCUGCAGUUGCAAUCAGAAAACCCCCCUUUUUUUCUCUCUUAUUAGUUUCCAGUUUUCUUUCACUGCGAGCUUCUGCUCUGAGUUUCUGAGCAUUCCUUUGCAGUUUCUUCAGAAGGGCCUUUCUCUGCCUUUACUCACUCAACUUUACUCACAUGGGUGCAGAGGUUCCACAAUCUGAACCAACAAUGUCAAACAUCACCUCCAACGGGGCAGCAGCCAACUCGGUGUUUCAACUCAGCGUGAAGCAACUCGGAGAGCCAACUCUGGUAACUCCGGCGGAAGAAACCGACAAGGGCCCGUACUUCCUCUCCAACCUCGACCAGAACGUCGCCGUAAGCGUACGUACAAUCUACUGCUUCAAGUCUGAGGAGAGAGGCAACGAGGACGCCGGAGAAGUGAUCAGGAAUGCUCUGAGAAAAGUUCUGGUUCAUUACCACCCACUCGCCGGCCGGCUGACGAUCAGCUCGGAAGGAAAGCUGAUUGUAAACUGCGGCGGAGAAGGAGCGGUGUUCGUGGAGGCGGAAGCUAACUGCGGCAUCGACCAGAUUGGUGAUAUAACGAAACCCGACCCGGAAACUCUGGGGAAGCUGGUUUAUGAGGUGCCUGACGCCAAGAAUAUACUGGAGAUUCCUCCUCUUGUUGCUCAGGUCACCAAAUUCAAGUGUGGAGGCUUUGUUCUGGGAUUAUGCAUGAACCACUGCAUGUUCGAUGGAAUCGCAGCAAUGGAGUUCGUCAACUCAUGGGGUGAAACAGCCAGAGGAUUACCACUUUCAGUCCCUCCAUUCUCCGACCGAACCAUUCUCAUAUCCCGAAACCCGCCGCAAAUCCACCACCUCCACCAAGAAUUCGCCGAGAUUCACGACAACUCUUCCCCCGGCGCCGGCGCCGGCGACGACAUCUACAACCACCAAUCUAUGGUCUACAGCUCCUUCUGUUUCGACCCAGACAAGCUCAAAAAACUCAAGGCGACCGCCAUGGAAGACGGAGCUCUCGACAACUGCACCACCUUCCAAACCCUCUCAGCAUUCGUCUGGAAAGCUCGAACCAAAGCGCUUAAAAUCCGCCAUGACCAACAAACCAAGCUCCUUUUCGCCGUCGAUGCGCGGUCCAAGUUCAAUCCUCCACUCCCCAACGGCUACUUCGGAAACGGAAUUAUCUUGACGAGCUCCAUUUGCCAAGCCGGCGAGCUCCUCGAGAAGCCAUUAUCGUUCGCCGUCGGACGUGUUCAGGAAGCGAUCAAGAUGGUUGCGGAUGGGUACAUGAGAUCCGCCAUUGAUUACUUUGAGGUGACGAGAGCAAGGCCGUCGCUGGCGUCGAGUUUGGUGAUCACGACGUGGUCGAGACUGGAGUUUCACACGACGGAUUUUGGGUGGGGUCAGCCGGUUCUGUCAGGUCCGGUGGCGUUGCCGGAGAAGGAGGUGAUCUUGUUUCUGUCUCACGGGAAAGAGAGAAGGAGCAUUAAUGUUCUUCUGGGUUUGCCGGCUCCCGCCAUGAAAAUCUUUCAAGAAAUUAUGCAUAUAUAGAUUUUAUAACAUAUAUAUAUAUAUCACGAUAGAAGAAGCAGAGAUCGAUCUGUUUUUCUUUUUCAUUUCAUCAAUUGGUUUUGUUGUUUGUUACUGUCUAAGAUUCAAUAAUUUGUUUGAAGUUUGGUGGGUUGGUUCAUGGAUGUUGAUCGUGGUUAAAGAAAAUACAUGCAUGGCCAAAGCAUAUUCAUGUAUACG